AUGGCAUAUUUCCUUGGGAUGGAAAUUAUGCAGAAAAUUGAUAAGAUCUUCAUUUACCAGAAAAAGUAUGCCAAAGAGAUCUUAAAGAAGUUCAAAAUGGAGGAUUGUAAAAGUAUGUCUACUCAUAUGUGUCAUAAGGAGAAACUGAGCAAGAAUGAUGAAACUGAUAAAGUUGAUGUGGCUCUCUAUAGAAGGUUGAUUGGUUGUCUCAUGUACUUGAUAGCAACCAGACCUAAUAUACUACAUGAUAGCAAUAAGAAGGUUCUUAGAUAUGUUAGAGGAACACCAAACUUUGGCAUUAAGUUCAAUACAGGUCUGAAGUGUUCUUUGCAGGGUUAUUCAGAUUGGUCUAGAUCUAUUGAUGAUAUAAGAAGUACUUCAAGCUAUUGUUUUAGUUUUGGUUCAGGAGUGUUCUCAUGGUGCUGUAAGAAGCAGGAGAUAAUUGCACAAUCCACAGUAGAAAUAGAGUUCAUUAUUGCUACUACUGCUGCAAAUCAAGCUUUAUGGGGAGUGCAAAAAGAGGGAUCUGUUAAGCUGAAGUACUGCAAGACUGAACUUCAGUUAGCAGACAUAUUCACCAAGGCUUUACCGAGAAACAAGUUCGAGUUUCUAAAGGAGAAACUUGGCAUCUACAGCAACUCAAGUAAAGAGGAGUGUUGA
Impatiens glandulifera is the source of this 660-nucleotide messenger RNA. RefSeq lists its product as uncharacterized. The record is from RefSeq and is a predicted model, not a curated record. The transcript is spliced from 3 exons. NCBI's taxonomy places the organism in Eukaryota, Viridiplantae, Streptophyta, Magnoliopsida, Ericales, Balsaminaceae. The coding region runs from base 1 to 660 and encodes 219 amino acids.